This is a messenger RNA of Daldinia decipiens, 906 nucleotides long. RefSeq lists its product as uncharacterized. The coding region runs from base 1 to 906 and encodes 301 amino acids. Lineage: Eukaryota; Fungi; Ascomycota; Sordariomycetes; Xylariales; Hypoxylaceae. The record is from RefSeq and is a predicted model, not a curated record. The transcript has 3 exons.
AUGCCUGCCUCAAUUCCUUCUUACUAUCCCGCGGGUUGGGACCGUGAGCGGAUUCUCAACGCCACUGUUAAUGAGAUCAACGACCUGACUAAAGAGCAGAGGGAAGUAUUUCGUGAAGGCCUGCGUGCCGACCUGGGGCAGCAGGGGUUUGAUGAGUUCUUUGACGAGAUGUUUAGGCGGGAACAAGAGGAAUCAGGGUUAUUAGGGAAUUCCAUCAAGACUAUUAAGGAGCCUCCCUUCAUGGAAGUUUUGCGCAUAUGUGAGGACCGCGGUAUCCGCUGGGAUCAGUGGGGGUUCGUCGUCUUCAAAAGCCCAGAGAUCGUUGAUGCGGAACAAUGGAUGGCUUGCAAGAAACGGUUUUCAGAAAUUAUAAACGAUUCUAUUGAUCCUUAUCGCGGAUACGCCGGACUUGAUGAUUGUGUCCGAAAAAUGAAGUUUCAAUGGGUAGAAGAUGUUAAAGAUGCGGGCGGGGGCAUUGGGUCUAUAUCACGAGCAUACUCGUCAACUUCUCUACUGCCAGGUUUGAACCAUAGUUUAUGCCUGUAUAUUACACCAUCGUCAAUGGACUCCAUCUUAAACUCGCCCUCCCCUUCGUCCUGUAAGAGAAAAUAUAGAACAAGAAUUCCUUUCGUUGUUGCCGUGUCUAAAGAUGUCAGUAGACAAGACUACAGUACAACUUACGGGGAUAUUGAGAGAGCCUCGUGGCGGGGCUUUUUCAAUGUAGCUGUCGAAACGCUACUCGAAUCCCUCUUUCCUAUUGUCGCAGAUGACUCAAUGUCCCCAUUUGAGAUUGGUGGGUGUGUUGCCGGCGAUGACGUCUGGUGCGAUUAUACGAGAUGGGGGGUUCACAAGGCCGGCAUAGGAUACUGGGAUUCGAGGACGGGCCAGGCAGGCAGUGGACUGUAA